AUGGAGAGCCGAGUAGGACUCGACUACAUCGUGGAGCACGCUGAGUACGUGGGGAAACUCGCGGCCGCCCUCACGUCUCCAGCGGCUCCUGUCAAGAAGCAGGUCUUCGAGCUGCUGUCUGCGCUAUGCGUUUACAACGCAGACGGCUAUGCGAGAGCUGUCGACACACUAGAGCGGUACAAGGUUUUAAAAGGCGACCGUUACCGACUGAACGUGGUAGUGGAGGAGCUCAAGAAUGCCACCACCACAGACUACAAGACUGCGUUGGUGGCUUUCAUCAACUGCCUCAUCAUAUCAGCGCCGCGGUUGCCCGACAGGAUCCGUGUCAGGAAUGAGUUCAUUGGUCUGGGUAUUCUGCCCACAUUAAGCAAUUUAAGGCACGAGGCCACCGGCAGCCCCGACCUCGGAGUCCAGCUGGACGUGUUCGAGGAGCAACGGGAGAGCGACGAGGCCCAGGGGCCGGGAGGCAUCAAUCUGAACUCGCACCUGGACGUGUUCUACGCCAUACUCAAACAAGUUGCUGACACCCCGCAAGAGAUACCCUUCUUAAGCAUCCUCCAGCAUCUACUCCGGAUAGACCCCAAGGAACCAGUCAGCGACAUCAUCUGGGACACCGCUGAGACCCUCGUGCAUCGAGCCACUUUGCUCGAGAGCAGGGAGGAUGCUGCCAAACUGCUUAGAGCCCCAAGUGUCCAGACAAAGAUGGGCUGCAUGUGCCAACACAGAGACACGUCAGGCGCCGGAAGGAAACAGAGCUUGCAGCGGGCUCUUUCGCCGCCACCCCCUCCCCCACCAGCACCCGCGCCCCCUAUGCCAUCAUCAGUGCCAGUGGCACCGCCAGCGCCGCCGGCACCGCCGCCCCUCGCGCCCCGCGGGCCACCUCCGCCCCCGCCCCCCGCCGGCUCCGCGCCCCCACCGCCCGCCCCCGCACCCGCAACCCUUGAGCGCCUGCCGCAGCAAGAGACCCCCAUCCCCAAAACGAAGAUGAAGACCAUCAAUUGGAAUAAGAUACCCAACAGCAAAGUUAUUGGUCAAAACAAUAUCUGGGCGCUGGUAGCUUCAAGCCACAAACACUCACCGAAAGCAGAACUUGAUUGGAGUGAAAUAGAAGGUUUAUUCUGUCAACAGAUACAACCAACGGGUUCUGCGGGUUCCUCGCCCCGUCUAGGCCGAAGCCCCAUCUGCGACAGCUCUGGUGAAAGGAAACCAAGGAAAGAGUCAUCGGAGAUCACCCUUCUAGAUGGAAAGAGGAGUCUGAACGUCAACAUAUUCCUCAAACAGUUCCGAAGUUCCAACGAAGAUAUCAUCCAAUUAAUUCGAGAAGGUUCUCACGAUGAUAUCGGCACUGAGAAAUUGAGGGGACUAUUGAAAAUCCUACCGGAAAUCGACGAGUGCGAGAUGUUAAAAGCGUUCACUGGGGACGUCACAAAACUAGGGAAUGCAGAGAAAUUCCUGCUGCAACUGAUCCAGUUACCGAAUUACAAGCUGCGCAUAGAAUGUAUGCUCUUAAAAGAGGAGUGGCCGUCUACGGCGGGUUAUUUGGAGAGUGCCAUAAACGCAAUUCUAGUCGCUGGAGAUGAUCUGAUGUCUUCAAGGGCCAUUCAGGAGAUACUAUAUCUGGCCCUGAUCGCUGGCAACUUCCUGAACGCGGGCGGUUAUGCUGGCGGUGCGGCUGGUGUCCGCCUGGCUUCACUCCAGAAACUGCCAGAUAUUCGCGCGAACCGACCUGGCAUGAAUCUCAUGCACUACCUGGCCAUGCAAGCAGAACGUAAGAAUAAAGAACUGGUCCACUUCGCUGACGACAUUCGAGUGCUAGAGGAGGCGGCGAAAGCCAGCGUGGAGCAACUGCACAACGAGAUAAAGACCCUGGAACUGAGGAUCAACACCCUGAAGAGGGACAUUCAGCUGCCGACCACGCAAGAUGACAUAAAAGAGCAGAUGGGCGAUUUCCUGCAGGUUGCGGAAACAGAUGUUUCUGCCUUGAACAAGGACAUGGAGGAGGUUGAGAGCAUGAGGAAGCAAUUGGCUGAGUUCUUCUGCGAGGAUCCGGUGGCGUUUAAACUAGAAGAUUGUUUCAAGACGUUCGUGUCGUUCUGCAGCAAGUUCCGCGCCGCGGUCACCGACAACGAGCGGCGGCGGGCGAACGACGAGCAGGCGGCGGCGAGGCGGCGGGCGCGCGACGCGGCGCGGGACGCGGCACGCGCGCGAGCCGCCGGCAGUAUGUGCAGUACACCUGUUUCUGAAUGCGAGUCCCUGAUGGAAUCCCUCCUGUUGGACAUCAGGAACGGUCUCGGAAGACGUUCCCUAAGGAAGCCUUCUCACGACCCAUCACCGUCGCCUGAUGUAACGCCGACUGGGAGUUUGCGCCGCCGCAGCCGCGCCAGCCCCGCCGACGACGAAGAUGGCCUCAUGGAGUUCCUGCGCCACUCCUCGCCAGCCGCCAACGACCUUCGAGAGCGCAGCGCUUGGGGCAGCCUGGAUCGGUCGUGGUCCCGACGCGGUGCCACGCGCGCCCGCCUGGAAAUCCCCGACCGCGAGCGAGAGCGCGCCGCCUCCCCCGCCGGCCCCGCCUCCCCCGCCUCCCCCGCACCGCCCGACGUUGCGCACCCCACGCAUCCCGCUGCUCACGCCGCCACCACGACAGUUGGCGCCAAACCGAAAGAAUGGAGACAGAAGAUAGAAUCCUGGCUACGGGCAAACAGCCAAGAGGAGAAGAGAGACGCGGAACUGCGCGAGCGCGCGCGUCGACUGCAAGCGAACAGGCGUUCCUUGGAAAACGACUCCGAGAGCGAGCGCAGUGCAACGCUAGAGCCGUUGGCAGAAGGCGCCGGAGAAGGGAGCGGGGAGGCGCGUGCCGACUGGCGGCCAGCGGUGCUACCUGACAGCGACGUGGUGCGUGCGCUCGAGGCCGUCGAAGAUGUGCAACCACCGAAAAAAGAUGUCAGAGUACCGUGGAGAAAAACGGAAGAAAACGAGGAGAUGAGGAGGCUAAGGAGACAGAGGUCCAGGCAGCACAUAGAAGCGACACAACCUUUGGUGUCCAUCACCGAGGAAGAACGACGGAAAUUACCUGAUAUCAAAGUCACCAGUGAAAAGGACACGAGGCUAGAACGUACGGAUCGGGUUGAAAUCGACUCCGAUAACAUCGAGACCCCACCGGCUCAGAGAAAACUCUUCAAUCCACCACCUGAAAAGGAAACUUGUAGAAAAUUCCAACCGUCAAUACCUAUAAAAACAAACUUAAAUGAAAAAGCAUCUGCCGAAAUGCGAGAUCUAUGCCAAGAGAUAUUAGGAGAUGGCCAAUUCGACCGUUUUUCGGCGGCUAGAAGAACAAGGCGGUACAAGAGAAGUACAGAGGCUACUUCUCCCGAUGAAGAGAAAAAAGUAGAAAGCCCAACGGAACUUGUAGCUGAAACCCAGGUAAUUCGGCCAUCAAUGCUUGAAGUCCAAGCUUCUUACGCUGUCGAAUCAGCAAAAGAGGUAGCCAAGCCAAUUGAGGAUGUCGUCAAAGAUGAGAAAGAGACAAGACUUAAACGUUGGCAAGACAGAUUAAAGAGCCAAAGCACGGAUAAAACACCCACCAAAGAGUCGAAAACAGUGCCAUAUUCUAGAAUGAGACGGCAGACGUCGAUUAAUCAAGAGGACGUUCAAAAAGCAAUCAGAGAACUAAAAUCACCCACGGAGCCCCCUACUGGUGUAUGGUCGAGAAAUGCGUAUAGAAAAUCUAUGACUGCCAAGUUAGACAGGGCUCCAGUUUCAACGCCAUCGGAAAGAUCCACCGCAUCUCGAAUACCUAAAGUCAAGAGCGAGCACGAAUUGAACGACGAGGGUUUCGAAGAAACACAGAGCCUCAACUCGGAGAGCGCCUCGCAGGGGGCCUCUUCGGGCUGCAACAUUGAGUGUGAAUCACCCAUCCCCAAGACGGAGAAGGUGUCAGAAGUUCCAAAGAGAAUCCCCACCAAAGAGACAAAACCGCCACCGAAGACCCCGCUGGACCCGAAGCGGAGCUUCACGAAUAGAGCCAGCUCCUUAAGAGUCGAGCGGUCCACUUCAAGAGCUUCUCUGCGCAGCUCAAGGAGUUCGUUGAACAGCUCGGCGUCGAUCGCGACUGUCAAGAGGGCUCCACCAGCGCCGGUGAGGGUGGCUCCCAAGCCGAUUCCAAAGCCCACGCCCCGCAUGCCGGCAUCCAGGUCUUCCUCCAGCGGCAGCUCGGUUGGCGCGUCCAGGCCGCCCGUGAAGACCGUGCCGAGGACAUCGGGUUUCAUGCGACCCACUCAAGCCUCGAAAGGUAGAGGCUCAACGGGCUCCACCUCACAGCCGAGUGUUAGGGCUAGUGUCAAG
This is a messenger RNA of Iphiclides podalirius (scarce swallowtail), 4341 nucleotides long. The record is from the annotation of a GenBank genome assembly. NCBI's taxonomy places the organism in Eukaryota, Metazoa, Arthropoda, Insecta, Lepidoptera, Papilionidae.